Mercurialis annua (annual mercury) is the source of this 727-nucleotide messenger RNA. RefSeq lists its product as uncharacterized. The transcript has 4 exons. NCBI's taxonomy places the organism in Eukaryota, Viridiplantae, Streptophyta, Magnoliopsida, Malpighiales, Euphorbiaceae. The record is from RefSeq and is a predicted model, not a curated record. Bases 104 to 727 code for a protein of 207 amino acids.
UUUAUUAUAAUAGGCUCGAAGCACUGUAAACAUUAAUAAUCGCAAGAAAGUGACCUUUUCUCACACUUCGGGAUCAAAGUCUUAUUGCCAACGUUUGUAUGAAAUGGAAACAUCUGAAGUCAUUGAUGAAGAGCCACCUGAAAUGAGGCUCUACAGUCAAGCACACCGUAAAAAAGACGGCUCAUGGAUUGACCCAGAAGCUGGAGAUAAAUACGAACAAAUGGAAGCUAUUCGCUCAAAAGCACUCGAGGAAGGCGUUGCAAUUGAUGGGAGGAAAAUUCUACAAAAGGUUUUGGAUAUACCGAAGUCUGGUUAUGCUCGUGGACUCGGAUAUGGAGCCAAACGGAUAACAGCUAAAGAAUCAGAGUUUGAAGCUCGUUUACAAGCAGAGAAGUUUGAGACUGAAAAGCAAGUUAAAGAACUAAAUGACCAAAUUCAAAAUCAACAGGUGAAAAUUGAUAACAUUUCUCAAUCAUAUAGCAAACUCAAGCAUCUUGUUCAACAAAUGUUGAAUGCAAAAGAUGAUGAAGAAAUAUCUAUUGAUGGCGACGAAACAUGUAUCGAUGGCUGUGAAAAAUCUCUUGAUGACGAACCAUCUAAUGAUUGUGAUUUUUCAGAGAAUGGAACAAUUUAUGAAUUAGAAUCUCAAUAUAAUUAUGAUAACAUAAGUAAUACAGAAUCCGAAACAGAAAGUGAUAUUAGUGAUGACUACCUGAAGAAAUGGUAG